AUGUCGUUGAUGGAUUUUGGAAAUGAAACUGACGAAAUAAUGAUAGGGCAAAAGCCCACUGUUUGGCAAACUUGGGGUAUCGGCCUGACUAUCGUAACGAUUACGGCAAUCGGACCAUCAAUUUGUAUCACAAUUGUGCCAUUUCUGAGCAAAACACUUUAUGAACUCUUUAUGACAUUACUUGUGGCUUUUGGCAUUGGAACACUUUCUGGCUCAACAUUAUACGUACUUUUACCGGGGGCACUUGAUUUAAAUAUCAUGGAGCAAAGUUAUUACAAAACAAAAAUUUCUAUAUUACUUGUAGUACUGUAUGCAUUUUUUGCAGUGGAUCGAAUUUUAGCUUAUGCUUUGCAUUUUCGAAAAAUGCGAUUAAAAGGGCAAAAGGUUCAUCAAUCAACGUUGAAUAAAAUUUUGAAAAAAAACAAAAAUUUAAAUCAAACAAUGGUAACAGAAGACAACUUUAUGGCAGCUCGAAUUAUAUUAGCAAACGAUAAUAAUAAUGGUAGCAGUGAAAAUGAUGACCUGAAAUAUUAUGAAUUGGAUAAGGAUCGCCUAAAGAGUGAAUUGGAUGCCGCAAUGGUUAGCAAUAUGAUUUCAAGAAAGAUGUCAUGCAAACUUCAGACGACUGUACUAACAGUACUGGAUGAUAAUAAUAAGACUUCGAUAGAAAAUGGUUCAAACUGCAAAAAUAAGGAUCGAAAUGAUGAGGUAUCGGUGAAUGUGGAUGUGGUAGAGAAGAAAGUACUGAAUCCAUCAGAACUCGAUGUAGCAACAGUUGCCUGGAUGAUAAUGUUCGGUAGUUUGAUGAAUAAUUUCGUUGAUGGUAUGAGUAACGGUGCUGCAUUUGCGAAUUCGUUGGCACGUGGUUUUUCUGUUGGUAUCGCAGUGAUCGCUCAACAACUUCCACAAGAGAUCGGAACGUUGGCAAUUUUAAUUCAAUCAGGACUUGGAUUCAAACGAACUCUUUUACUAAACUUAUUACCAAAUUCGCUUAGCUAUUUGGGCUUUGUAGUUGGUGUAUUAAUUGGUAAUGCGGAUGAUUCAUACGGAAAUUAUGUCUUCGCCGUAUCAUCCGGAAUGUAUUUAUACGUUUUUCUUGGUACUUUGAUUCCGGAAAUUCGUGAUUCGGUAAAUGAGCAAAUCAAAGUGGACUUGAAAAAAAGUAUUCAAUCAACAAUUUUACAAGCUGUUGGCGUGGAUACAUGGGGAAGUUUUAGUUUAACUCUGAUCGAUUCAUUGGAUACGCUGCUUAUUAUGGGUAAUGAAACGGAGUUCAUGCGUGCUUCUGAAAUUAUUCUUCGUACCGUUAAAGUUGAUAUGAAUGUCAAUGUAUCAGUGUUUGAAACUAACAUACGGGUAAUCGGUGGACUAAUAAGUGCUCAUAUGCUUUCUGGACGAGUGAAAGGAAUGGCGUUAGAACCGGGAUGGCCCUGCUCGGGACCUUUGCUACGAUUAGCCGAAAGGUUUGCUCAAAAGCUGGUACCUGCUUUUAAAUCUGGUACUGGAAUGCCUUAUGGAACAAUUAAUUUAAGACAUGGCCUUCAUAAGAAUGAAACACCAAUAACAUGUACUGCUGGUGUUGGCACAAUGCUGCUGGAAUUUGGGACUUUGUCCCAUAUUACUAAUCUUCAAUGCAAAUUUGGUAAGGUUUCAACAAAUGUAUUAUUUUUGGGUAAUCCGUAUUACGAACAAGUAGCUUUGAAAGCUCUGGAUGCUCUAUGGAAAUUACGUUCACCAUUAAAUUUGGUUGGAAAUCACAUUAAUGUGGAAACUGGAGAAUGGACUGCAACAGAUGCUGGUAUUGGUGCUGGUGUGGAUUCAUACUUUGAGUAUCUCGCGAAAGCUGCUUUACUAUUUCAGCGUCCUGA
This is a messenger RNA of Acanthocheilonema viteae, 1868 nucleotides long. Lineage: Eukaryota; Metazoa; Nematoda; Chromadorea; Rhabditida; Onchocercidae. The record is from the annotation of a GenBank genome assembly.